Sciurus carolinensis (gray squirrel) is the source of this 5734-nucleotide messenger RNA. Its product is annotated as platelet-derived growth factor receptor beta. The transcript has 24 exons. The record is from RefSeq and is a predicted model, not a curated record. Gene Ontology annotation, cellular component: signaling receptor complex. Gene Ontology annotation, biological process: multicellular organism development; platelet-derived growth factor receptor signaling pathway; cell chemotaxis. Bases 586 to 3906 code for a protein of 1106 amino acids. Gene Ontology annotation, molecular function: platelet-derived growth factor beta-receptor activity; ATP binding; platelet-derived growth factor binding. NCBI's taxonomy places the organism in Eukaryota, Metazoa, Chordata, Mammalia, Rodentia, Sciuridae.
UGUGAGCUCCGAGCUCCGGGGGCUGCCUGCGGCAGUCCCUGCCCACCUAGCUGGGACCCUAGAUCGUUCUGUAAGCAACUUGGAGCCAGAAAGGAGAUCAACAAGGAGGAGAGAGCCAGGCCCCUCAGACCAGCCACCCAGCAGCAGCCUGUGCCCAGCGGACACAGACGGCCAGACUCAGGGCGGCCCCUCCUGGCAACUCUGCUUCUCCCAAAGGAUGCUUUGGGAGUGAGGCGAGGCUGGGCCGCUGCUCACUCGUGCAGCACCCCCCUCCUGCUCUCCUGCGUCUCAGGGAGCUUGCGAGGCUCCUGCUGCCCUUCUACCCAGCUGUUGCCCAUUUCGGGUCCAACAAAGUCUCUCUAAUAACAGGGAGAGGGCAGUAAGGCGGACUUCCUGGAGGGGGUGACAGCGCUCAGCCUGGGUCCCUACCCACAGCAGAAGCCAUGAGCAGCAAGGUGGCUGCUCAGCCUCUUGCUCUCUUCUUCCUUCUGGACUCUGCGCCUUCUUGGCUCCAUCAAUAAACAGGAGUCUGACACGCCACCUCCCUGCCCAGAGCCCAUCUGUGGCUCUCCAGUGCUGGAUAUCAUGCAGCUUCCAGAUGUGACAUCCACUCGGGUCCUCAAAGGCCAGUUGCUGUUGCUGCCCAUGCUGUUGCUGCUGGGGCCACAGACCUCCCAGGGCCUGAUCAUCAUGCCCCCAGGGCCAGAGCUCGUACUUAAUUUCUCAAGCACCUUCGUUCUGACCUGCCUGGGUUCAGAUCCAGUGGUGUGGGAACGGCUAUCUCAUGUGCCUCAGCAGAAAGUGGCCAGGAGCCAGGAUGGCACCUUCUCUAGCAUGCUAACCCUGACCAAUGUCACUGGCGCUGACACAGGAGAGUACUUUUGCACCUACAACAGUUCCCUUGGACUGGAGCCCAGUGAGAGGAAGCGGCUCUACAUCUUUGUGCCAGAUCCUACCAUGGGCUUCCUCCCAAUGGAGCCUGAGGACCUAUUCAUCUUUCUCACGGAAAUAACUGAGACCACAAUUCCAUGCCGAGUGACCGACCCCCAGCUAGUGGUGACACUGCACGAGAAGAAGGAGGACAUCCCACUGCCUAUCCCCUAUGACCACCAACGAGGCUUCUCUGGUACCUUUGAGGACAAGACCUACAUCUGCAGAACCACCAUUGGGGAGAGGGAAGUGGAUUCUGAUGCCUACUACAUCUACAGCCUCCAGGUUUCAUCCAUCAAUGUCUCGGUGAAUGCAGUGCAGACUGUGGUUCGCCAGGGUGAGAACAUUACCAUCAUGUGCAUUGUGACAGGGAAUGAGGUGGUCAACUUUGAGUGGACGUACCCCCGCAUGGAGAGUGGGCGCCUGGUUGAGCCAGUGACAGAUUUCCUCUUUGAUGUGCCCUCCCACAUUCGCUCCAUCCUGCACAUCCCCAAUGCUGAACUGGAUGACUCAGGGACCUACAUCUGCAAUGUGUCAGAGAGUGUGAAUGACCAUCGAGAUGAAAAGGCCAUCAAUGUCACUGUGGUCGAGAGUGGCUACAUACGUCUUCUGGAAGAUCUGGGCCCUAUACAAAUUGCUGAGCUGCACAGAAGCCGAACACUACAAGUGGUGUUUGAAGCCUACCCACCGCCCACUGUGCUGUGGUUCAAGGACAACCGUACCCUGGGCGAUUCCAGCGCAGGCGAGAUCGCCUUGUCCACGCGCAAUGUGUCGGAGACCCGGUAUGUGUCAGACCUGACGCUGGUGCGGGUGAAGGUGGCAGAGGCUGGCUACUACACCAUGCGGGCCUUCCAUGAGGAUGCUGAGGCCAAACUUUCCUUCAAGCUGCAGGUCAAUGUCCCUGUUCGUGUGCUGGAGCUGAGUGAGAGUCACCCUGCCAAUGGGGAGCAGACAGUUCGUUGUCGCGGCCGAGGCAUGCCCCAGCCAAAUGUCACCUGGUCUACCUGCAGAGACCUCAAAAGGUGUCCACGUGAGCUGCCGCCCAUACCACUGGGGAACAGUUCCGAGGAGGAAAGUCAGUUGGAGACUAAUGUGACAUACUGGGCGGAGGAACAGGAGUAUGAGGUGGUGAGCACGUUGCGCCUGCGCCACGUGGACCAACCACUGUCGGUGCGCUGCAUGCUGCACAACCCGCUGGGCCAGGAUAUGCAGGAAGUUACCGUGGUGCCACAUUCCCUCCCCUUCAAGGUGGUGGUGAUCUCAGCCAUCCUGGCCUUGGUGGUUCUCACAGUCAUCUCCCUCAUCAUACUCAUCAUGCUCUGGCAGAAGAAGCCCCGCUAUGAGAUUCGGUGGAAGGUGAUUGAGUCUGUGAGCUCCGAUGGCCAUGAGUACAUCUAUGUGGACCCCAUGCAGCUGCCCUACGACUCCACGUGGGAAUUGCCACGGGACCAGCUUGUGCUUGGACGCACCCUCGGCUCUGGGGCCUUCGGGCAGGUGGUGGAGGCCACAGCUCAUGGCCUGAGCCAUUCACAGUCCACCAUGAAAGUGGCCGUCAAGAUGCUGAAAUCCACAGCCCGCAGCAGUGAGAAGCAAGCCCUCAUGUCGGAGUUGAAGAUCAUGAGCCACCUGGGGCCCCACCUGAACGUGGUCAACCUGCUGGGGGCCUGCACCAAAGGAGGCCCCAUCUACAUCAUCACCGAGUACUGCCGCUAUGGCGACCUGGUGGACUACCUGCACCGCAACAAGCACAGCUUCCUGCAGCACCACUCGGACAAGCGCCGGCCGCCCAGUGCAGAGCUCUACAGCAACGCCCUGCCCGUGGGGCCGCCCCUGCCCAGCCAUGUGUCCCUGACUGGGGAGAGCGACGGUGGCUACAUGGACAUGAGCAAGGACGAGUCAGUGGACUACGUGCCCAUGCUGGACAUGAAAGGAGACGUCACAUAUGCAGACAUUGAGUCCUCCAGCUACAUGGCCCCUUAUGAUAACUACGUUCCCUCUGCUCCUGAGAGGACCUGUCGAGCCACUUUGAUCAAUGAGUCUCCAGUGCUUAGCUACACAGACCUCGUGGGCUUCAGUUACCAAGUGGCCAAUGGCAUGGAAUUCCUGGCUUCUAAGAAUUGUGUUCAUCGAGACCUGGCAGCCAGGAACGUGCUCAUCUGUGAGGGCAAGCUGGUCAAGAUCUGUGACUUUGGCUUGGCUAGAGACAUCAUGCGGGACUCAAACUACAUCUCCAAAGGCAGUACCUUCCUGCCUCUGAAGUGGAUGGCCCCGGAGAGCAUCUUCAACAGCCUCUACACCACCCUGAGCGACGUGUGGUCCUUCGGGAUUCUUCUCUGGGAGAUCUUCACGUUGGGUGGCACCCCUUACCCGGAGCUGCCCAUGAAUGAGCAGUUCUACAAUGCCAUCAAGCGAGGUUACCGCAUGGCCCAGCCUGCUCACGCCUCCGACGAGAUCUACCAGAUCAUGCAGAAGUGCUGGGAAGAGAAGUUUGAGGUUCGGCCCCCCUUCUCCCAACUCGUGCUGCUUCUUGAGAGACUGCUUACUGAGGGUUACAAAAAGAAGUACCAGCAGGUGGAUGAGGAGUUUCUGAGAAGUGACCACCCAGCCAUCCUUCGGUCCCAAGCCCGCUUGCCUGGAUUCCACAGCCUCCGAUCUCCUCUGGACACCAGCUCUGUCCUCUAUACUGCUGUGCAGCCCAGCGAGGGUGACAAUGACUAUAUCAUCCCCCUGCCUGACCCCAAACCUGAGACUGCUGAUGAAGGUCCACUGGAGGGUUCCCCCAGCCUGGCCAGCUCCACCCUGAAUGAAGUCAACACCUCCUCUACCAUCUCCUGUGACAGUCCUCUUGACCCUCAAGAAGAACCAGAGCCAGAGUCCCUGCCCAAGCCCCCCGUGGAGGCCCAGCUGGAGCUUGAGCCACCAAUGGAAACAGGCUGCCCUGGGCCUCGGAUCGAAGCAGAGGACAGCUUUCUGUAGGGCUGGCCCCCAUCGUGUGCCACCAGAAGCUCCCCUUCUGCCUCCCAGCACCCAGUGCCCCCAGCCUGACAUCCUGUCAGCCAUGCUGCUCCUGCCAACUGUCCUUAUGGGGAAGGCUUGUGUCCCUGACACACUGCACUCCAAGUCCUAGGGCUGGUUUAGGAGGCAAGGGAACUGCAGGGACGAUGACCAGCCUCUGCCUUGGGGAGACCAUGUGACUGAGACAGGCUCCUUCCCAGGGGACUCAGUGUCCCAAUACACUUGUAAGACAAAGAGUUGAGCUUGGGAGUUCACAGUCUAUCUGGGGUCUCCCCGGCUGACAAGUGGGGAGGCUGGAAUCUGAGGAGGAUCCUGGGUGAAUGAGGUGGUCAGUAACCUCUCUCUAUAGUCAGCUAGCCCUCAAGGAGCUGCAGGCUCGUCCCCACACUUCCAUCUGCCCACGGGCUGGGGAAGGGACCCCGCACCCCUGGCUCCUGGCUGAGCUGGGGCCUGCCUUGGCCAGUGUUGCUUCACUCUGAAGUCACCUCCCCUGACACUCGUCUCUGCUUUCCCAGGCCCGAGCUGGUCUGGGACCAGCCAUGCUUAAUGAAUGCUAUAAUUAGCGCUGGCAGCUGAACCGGUAGAGAACUCCCUGGCCUGCAGACCCAGACCAGAAUACCUGGGGCACACUCGCUGUGGACAGUGCCCUGGUCUUCCAGGCCCUUUGGUUCUGAGGCUUUUCCUCAUCAUCCUCAGUUUGCAGGCCCAGCUGACUACCAUCUCUGACAAAUGUGUUGAUGUGCCAGCAUUAUGUCCAAAUGUGUGCACCAGUAGUGACCCUGCUUCUGCACUGGACCUGCUGAGACCUUGGAGGAAUCCCUUGCCUUCUCUGAGUCCUUUUCCCCAUUGAAGAAUGAGCAAGGUGGACUCAUUCACUCUGAGUUCCCUGUCAACACUAAUAUUUUAGGAUAUUCCUGGGGUUUGCAUGCUUGUCCAGAUGAAGGAAGGCCAAGUAACGUAAGCCAUUGUCUUGCGGGGUCACUGGCUCUGGGUAGAUUCCAGAUGACACAAGACACUCUGGGCAUUCAGGAAUGUGCCCCUUACUCAGCUCCAAAUGCAGCUGCAUGAACCUUGAGGUGGAGUGACUGUCAGUUCCCAGGAAAGCCCCCAGUGGCUACUCCAGGUACAUGGGAGGACCACGAGACCCAUUUCAGCACCCAUGGUGAACUCCGGGGGUAUCCUGGGCAAGGGGGCAGGGAGGGAAGUCAUUACGUGAAGCAACCCACCACUGUCACCAAGGUGUUCCACAGGCAGAAUGGACAGUAAGGACAAUUUGUGCCAUGAAGGACUAGAGCCUUAAGAUGGGCGCCCCAGGAAAGGGGUACAAGAGGAGGGUACUGUGGGGGUUGCUGCAUUUGCUUCCAGCUGCCCCAUCCUGGAGGUAGUACCUGGUGGGGUAUGGCCUUGUCUCUGCCCAGGUGUGGGAGUGACACCUCACUGCCCUCAAACAAGUAGGCAUUGGUGGUACCAGGGCAGUGAGGGAUAUGUCCAUGACCCCCAGGAGGAGGAGGGCUGGCCAGGGGAUGAGGUAAGUUCAGCCCUUCUGGGCACAGUCCCCGUGCUGGUUGGCAUCUCCAACCCCAGGCCCCCAGAGACUCCCUCAAGGAGUCGAUUCUCACUACGGUACCAAAGAUGUAAUCACCUAGGUUUACAAAUAUUUUAGGACUCACACUAACUCACAUUUAUAUGUCAAAAGUGCUAACUUGUAUGCUGUUCAGUUUUCCUAUCUGUGUACUUUAUUUUUUAUAACGGAAAGAUUUUCAUAUGAAACCUGGUGCUUCCACUCACA